Perca fluviatilis (European perch) is the source of this 1785-nucleotide messenger RNA. RefSeq names its product NACHT, LRR and PYD domains-containing protein 3-like. Gene Ontology annotation, cellular component: cytoplasm. The transcript has 3 exons. Gene Ontology annotation, biological process: regulation of apoptotic process. NCBI's taxonomy places the organism in Eukaryota, Metazoa, Chordata, Actinopteri, Perciformes, Percidae. The record is from RefSeq and is a predicted model, not a curated record. Bases 145 to 1785 code for a protein of 546 amino acids.
AGACACGCAUUCACAGGAUCCCUCUAAACUACGAGGGGAAAAUGCUUUACAACAUGAAUCUAGACGCCACGAUUCAAAUGGGCACCACCAGCGGAUCAUAACCGGACUUUUCUGAUUUGUGCUGAGGAUUAUUUCAGAUUAGUUAUGGUGGAAAAGGAUGGUUGUUAUUCCUGUUUGGCAGCACUGCGGGUUCUGCGAGUUUCCCUCGUGGAUGAACUGGAAGGACGGAUUGACUCUCUGCUGGAAAUCUUAGUGAGUCAGGAAGUAUUCACCCGUGAUGACCGUGAGGAGGUUUUGUGUCAGUUGGGGCCCCGGGCAAGAGUGAGGAACGUGUUGGAUAUUCUGGCGUGUAAAGGCGAGGAAGCAGCUGAGAUUUUUCUCUCAAUUAGAAGUCAUCAUCAGCAAGAGGCACCGAAACAAUCCAAAGAAGGCCCUACGGAUCAGCCUCAAUUCGUAGAGUAUAACAAAGUCAAACAAAAGCAUAAAGACUUCCUCACACGUCGGAGUGAGAGCAUGCUCUUCUACAACACUCGGCACGGAGAGAAAAUCCCUUUUUCCGAACACUAUGUCAAUCUCUUGUUGGCCGACGGACACCAGUGCUUGGAGAGAAAAAGACACGAGGUGCUGACAUUUGGACAAAAGCGACUAUCUAUGCAGCACAAGUCAGCGGUGCAUAGGAAAAUUGCACCAGCCGAACUCUUUUCAAGCGCAAAUGGAAACCGCCCAGUCAAGAAAGUUCUGGUGUCAGGGGUGGCCGGCAUCGGAAAAACCAUCCUGGUGCAGAAGAUGCUGUUUGAUUUUGGGGGAAACAGGGACCAUCUUGGAUUUGACUUCAUCAUCCACAUGACAUUCAGAGACCUGAAUCUGAUUGACAAACCUACAAACUUCCGGGAGCUGGUCUUGCGUAAAAACAGACACCUGUCUAAGGAACUGGAUGCCAUUUUAGCAAAUGACAACAAACUGCUGAUCAUCUUAGACGGCUUUGAUGAGUUCAGACACUGCAGGAGCUGUGAUGUAGACGCAUUUGUGACUGAGCCGGAUGAAGAUGCAGAGGUGGUGGUGGUCUUUGGGAGUCUGAUGCAAGGGGAACUGCUGCCCGACGCUUCUGUCAUGCUCACAAGUCGACCUGCAGCCAUCAACCACAUCCCUGUGGGCUGCAUCGACCGCUUUGUGCUCAUCACUGGCUUCUCCUUGGCUGAAGUUCAAGACUUCUUCCUACGUUAUUUCCAGGACAGCGCCAUUGCUGACUGCAUGUUCGCAGUGGUAUCGGCGAACGAACUAAUGCUGACGCUGUGCUACAUCCCUGCAUUUUGCUACAUUGUGUGCUGCAUCCUCAAAGAAAGCAAACACCUGUGUGGAGAGAGCCCCAAGACCAUGACAGACAUUUAUGUGCAGUAUCUGGUGGCCUUGCUUCGCUCUCACACUCAAGCAAGAGCAGAGACAUUUUGUCAAGAACAAAGAGCAGGGGCCGUCCAGAAGCUGUCUGAUAUUGUGCUGAAGCUUGGCCGACUCGCCUUCCAAAAGCUGAUGGAGCAUCAGACGCUAUUCUACAGCAGCGACCAAGAUGUUGCAGCGUUAGAGGGAUGCAGCCUUGUUAGUACCUUCCUUGACAAGACAGUGGCACAAGAGCCCGGCUGCACUGAAGAGGUUUACUCCUUUGCGCACCUUACUGUUCAAGAGUUCUUCGCUGCAGUGUAUUGUGCAGUGACAGAUGACCCUUUACCUGAUGUACUUCGGGAAACAAAAAGGGGGGGGGGGGGGGCCUUCCCGGGCAAGUGGGACUGA